This is a messenger RNA of Biomphalaria glabrata, 10520 nucleotides long. RefSeq names its product COMM domain-containing protein 1-like. The record is from RefSeq and is a predicted model, not a curated record. The transcript is spliced from 3 exons. The coding region runs from base 39 to 617 and encodes 192 amino acids. Gene Ontology annotation, cellular component: endosome. Lineage: Eukaryota; Metazoa; Mollusca; Gastropoda; Planorbidae. Gene Ontology annotation, biological process: regulation of proteasomal ubiquitin-dependent protein catabolic process; copper ion homeostasis; positive regulation of protein ubiquitination.
UAUUAUAUCUACAGGUCUGUGUUUUACAUUCUAGUCACAUGACCUUAAAAAUGGUGGACGAUCCCAAACGUUUUCUAGCUCUUCUAAAUGGUAUUUCACGUAGAAAUUAUCUUGGGCAUUCAGAAUUAACUGAUGAUUUUCUUAAACAAGAAAUAUAUCCAGAUGCAUCAGAAGAAGAUUUCUGUCGAAUAUGUUCAAGAGUGGCCGGAUUAUUAAAAAGUCUUGUGUCUGCUGACAUGGACAUGAACCAAUUAGAAGUAUUCUUAACAGCUCAGAUGAAAAGAAAAGAAGGAACUUUAUCAGAAGAGCAAGCAGCUUCAUUAAGGAAAUUCUGGAAAACAAACAAACAGAAAAUUCACGAAAGCAUAGUUUCACAGACGAUGUGGGGCAAUAGUUUGCAAAAAAUAUCCUGGCGCGUAGAUUUAAAAUCUCAGUCGAGACAUGCAGAACAUAUAAAUACUCCAACUGCUAUUAUGGAACUGCAUAUAGCAGAUAAUCUUAAUACCAGCAAGGUCCCAGAAGUCGUGAGGCUGGAACUAGAUGAAACAAAGUUAUCAGCAAUGCUACUGAACAUGAAAGAUAUUGAUGACCAAAUUAAUAAACUUAUCAAAAGUUAAUUGCCUAUUACAUGUAUGUUUUUAUCUUCUGGUGAUAAUUAAUAGCAUUUGCUAUCUGGUAGGCAUAAAGCAAUAUUUUUUCUUAAUGUUGUUAUUUUUAAUGUAUUCGUCAUUAGUGUGGCUGUUGCUUAUGGGCUCUGGGGUAUCGAAAGAUAGUUUCCAGGACAGUGCCUACCAAGAUUAGAAUAACCUAGUGCUGGCCACUCCUCCUCCUCACCCCUACCCUCAUUUUUUAAAACUCUCACUUUGUCAGCCAACUAUAGUGACCCCCUAAAAGAUCAGAGGAAGUGAUCAAGUCCUGCCUUAGGAUAUAACUCAUUUUGAUUUGUUUGAAUGAAAAACAGCAUCAAAAUUCAACUAUUGAUUAAUUGUUAUUUAAUAGAUAUAUUUAUCACUUUAAUGUGCAGUAUUCUGCUAGUUUCUGAUCUAAUUAGGCUGUGUUAUGGCUAAAAGUCAUCACUAUUUAACUCACAGAAAUGUAGUUUGUUUUGCAUGAAGUACACAAUGUGCAAAGAAAACCCAAGUUAGAUUACUUGAUUAAUGAUUUGUUUGCACAUCAUGUACAUUGUUUAGUGUCUUUAUUUGUACUAUGUCAGACCAUUUUUCAUAAAAUGUAUAUAAUUGUAUGUUAUGUAAUGAUCUUUUAAAGAUCCUGCAGCAUAUUAUAUAUAUAUGAGAACAAACAACAAAAUAACAAAACAUAUGAUAUAACUUAUAUUAUGAACUGUAACCAUAAAUGUUAUAUACUUAUAGUACAUGUUUUAAUUCUUAAAAAAAAUUUAAGACACUACUUUAUACUCAAGGUCGAGUCCAUUAUUACAAUUUGGUUUAAAAGAACAGUUGUCUGUACUUGUGUAUGUGUUCUCUGUAGGCCUUUCUCUGUAAAAGUUCAUUACCAUAAAUAAUGACUUUUAUGCAGUAUAUCAUAUUUGACCAUUGAUGCAUCAUUAAACUUUUUACAAAGCUUAUAUCAACUCACUCUGUCUGGUAAAAAAUGUGUACACGUUAUUUCUCCUACUAAUCUUGGAUGAAGUUGAAAUUUUGUACAAUUAUUCUUUUACCUGACAACACAAGAAUCAAUAAAAAAAAUUAACCAAUUAGUUAAUUAACUAUUGGUAAUAAUUUAUUUUGUACUUAACUGAAGUGGUUGUAUAAGCUGAAUUAGUCUCUCUUGUAGGUCGUUGCUUUAAAGUAAGUUUGAAACAAACAAUAUAAGAUACAAUCUUUUAUUUUCAUAUUCACCUCACUAACAUAGUGAUUAGUAUGUCUGCUUGAUGAGGGAUGAGCCAUGAGUUCGAAUUCAGGUCAUUCCUCCCCCCCCCCCCCUUUUUUUUAAAAUGCUUUUAAAGAGUGAUUGGGUAAAAUUCACCCAGAUAUCCCUUUCUCCUCCCCCCCCCCAUUUUACAACUGGUCCAGAUAAGUGAUAGGAUCAUAGCGUAUUGAGAAAACUUUACAUGACUGAUCCAAACUAAUUGAUACAAUUACACUUUGUAGGCCUAUAACCUUUUUUUUUUGUUGAAGUAUUUGUUUUCCUGUUUGAUCCUUUAUUAGAUUUACUGUAUGUGCAACAAUUAACGCUGUGUUGUCCACCUGAGAUAUAAGUUUCCUGCAAGGCAGGAGUGGGGCGGCGCGCGUUUCUCGACAUUCCCAGUGUCAGAGUUGCCAUUGGUCGCGGCGGAUUCCUCCACUAGCGCGCCAGGGAACGGGCUAGAUAGAGCCUAGCUCGUGGGCGCCAGCCGGUCCGCCCGACGCAGCCCGCUAAGGCCGCGCCAGUCAGUCCAGUCUUUGCCCAAAGAGAGACCCGCGAAUCAGCCGAGUCCCAGGAGAACCCGACCAACCCUCGAGUUGGUGUCCAUCGCUAUCCGCUUUUCGGAGAACCCGUGAGUCUCUUAUUAACCGUUGCCCCGGCGCCCCACAGGGGGGGGGGGGUCUGGACAUAGCCCCUUUGAUUUCCUUUUACACUUGUUGCCGGCUGCUCAUUCAUCAGCGGCAAGCAACCAGUAGGCAAUGUUGGGAAAAAUUACUUUUAAAUUCUUGCAUUUCAAUGACGUUUAUUAUUAAUUUAUUGUAGUUAAAAGUUAGGCAAUCCAUCACUGAGUACUGGCACCUAUAAAAAAAAAAAAGCACUGUUGUCAAGGCUUGUUUUCUUCUCUAGUAUACGUAUGUGUACUUCAAUGCUGAUUACUAAAUGUACCCAAGUCCUGGGCAAUACCGUAACGACACAUAUAACGACAGAAUAAAGAUUCAGGAUGCCAAUUCACAGACAUAUAACAUUCUUUUUACAUUGAAUACAUGCUUAGUUCUGACAGAUGAAAUAUCCAUUAUCAAUUAAAAUAUAACAGCUCAUUAUCCCAUAGACUGAAUAAUGACUAUACCGGUACAGAAAAUAAUUAGAGUCUACACUUCAACUCUUUUUAUCUAUAACAAAAAGUCCAACUGUCCUGGACUAGGAACAAAACCACACUACUUUAUUAUUAGUUACAUUCCAUUCAAAAAAACAUCUCACUAAGUAAAACAAUCCAAAACACAAUAACAGUUUUGAAGUCAACAACCUGAAUUGUCCCCCUUCUCCUCUACAGUUAACAGGAGACCCAGGCUGACCAGAACUCAGUCCUGACAACUGUAAAUACAAAACACUUAAAUUUCUCGUAAGGGGGGGGGGGGUAAUAAAUUAUAAUAGUAUAAAAAUUGAUUUAGAUCUAGAUUUAUUUUUUAAUUAAAUUUUUUUUUUUUGUAAGCCUAAAGUGUAGUAUUUUUAGAUCUAUGUUAUUAAAAAUAAAAAAAAAUAAAAACUUACUGUUUCUUUUCAAAUCGCAGAAAGUAGAGCUUUAUACCCAUAUUGAGCUGUGAAUAAGUUGGGUGGUUUGCAAUUUCGCGGCUGUGUGUAUGUGUUAAAGUUAAUUUCUAUUAAGUAUUAUUAAUGAGCUAAUUGUCUCACCUAUCUUUUUAUUUAUUUAUUUAUUUUUUUUUUUUUUUGCUGCGUUAUAUCAAUGUUUUCUAACUUAACCUCUCUCAUCCCUCUUUUUGGUUAAAUUUCAUUGUAACCAUUUAAAGACGGGGGAGGGAAAAAAAUGGGAGUGCCAUGAAAGGCCCAUGCCGACCAGCAAAAUGAUAAGGCCAAACACAACCUCGAAGACAUCAAAGCAGUCCAUGCCGCUCGUGCAUAGCAGAAAGUACGGUCUAACGUUUUGCAAAUGAUAAUACGUACAGUGUAUAGAGUAUUUUUCUUGAUAUUCUUGUUGAAUUUCAAACAAAAUUAAUUGUAAUAAGAAUUAAAAAAAAAAAGAACAAGAAAACGUGUUCGGGCUUUUGUGUCUUGCUGCUGUCACUUUUUUUAAAAAAGUUGUCUGCAUUGAAAUUUUUUUUCUAUGGUCGCGACCAGACCGGCCCAUUUGGUAAGGGCCCACCGGGCAUUUGCCCAUAUAGCCAGCCCGCCCCUGGUCGCAGAUCUAGAUAUACAUGCUGUUAUCCUGAGGUCCAUCGUGCGAAGGGCAUAUCCAGUCAGUUGUGUCAUAUAGCCAACUGUAAUUAUACCAAACAAAACAUAUAUAUAUAUAUAUAUAACUAUAGAAAACCAAAUUGUACAUUCACACCAGACUCACUCAUAAUUUACAUGUGAAAAGUUUAUAUCAGAUAGUUUCUAUUUGAUGACUUAAUUACCAUGGGAACAAAAGAUUUUUUUUUGUUUGUUUGUCUUUGCUAUCGGUGAUUGUCUCUCUUUUGUGAUGGUAAAAUCACAAAAUUCUGACCCAAAGGGUGAUUUUUUAUUUCUAGAAUUUUUUAGCUUUUAUGGAUGUUUGUCACAAACAGCUGCCCAAAAGGGGUUUGUUUCUUGCCAAUUAUUUUACCAGCAGCAUUUAGGAUUCUAUGAAGUUUAUUUUUAAUGUUCAGAUCGCCAUACAAGGCAGUGAUAUUAAAACUUAAAAUAUUGCAGAUGUGAGCGUGCUAAAACAUAGCCAAGGCCUUUUCGCUAACAUUAAACGAGGACAUUUUCUCAGUAAUCGUAAUCUUUGUUGCCCUUUUAGCUGAUAUAAUCUAUAUUUGCAGCUAAGUUUCGUCACUGAGAUAUAUAGGUCUAUGAGUUUGAUAUGUUAAUAUUUUAUGCAGCUUUGUGCGAAUUUUCCUGUUUAGAGUUUAUGGAUGAGAUAUUCUUUAUAAAAAAAACAACAAACAAACAAACUGUUUUUCUUAGUCAUAGAGCGAGCUCCAUCUGUUGUUACACUUGCAUCUUGUUUUGAGCAUUAUACCUAACACAGUUCUUCGUAGCAUUGAAUAAAUACUGGCCUAAGAUUGUGUCUCUGAGUGUAUUGAAGUACAGCCAAUAAGAAUAAUCUUUGUUUACUUGAAACAUUUCAAUAAUUUAUACAGAUAUUUAGAAUUAUUUUUAAUAUAUUUGCAUUUUUAUAUGUGUAUACUGUUGGCACACCUAAUUUAUGUAGGUGUCCGCGGGCCGCAUAGAGACAAGGCUGUUUUCAUAGCAUCGUACUGUCACUGUGUAAUGUAAAACCACGCCUACUUCACAUCAACGGUCCAAGCCCUAUAGUAGGCCAGCAUAAGUGUCGUGCGCAGAAACUUCUAAAGCAGUUUAAACCAGUUUUAAUUUAUUAUGGUUAUUUUUAGGUGUAGAUGGCGUCAUAUUUUCUGGCGUCAGCCAAAUUACUCACUAGUCACUCAAAACGCAAUAAGAAAUAUAAUUAUACUGCUUUAUUCAACUUUAAAAAAAAGGAACAACUUUUCCCUUUAGUCUCCAUAGAAAAUAUUUAGAUUCUGAUAUCAAGAAAAUAUGAGUAGUUUUGCAUUUGUAAUUUUGAACUACUUUCUAGGUUUGCAUUAAUACCUGAAAGUAGUACCAACUGACGCAGUUCCGCCCACAACUUCGCUAGCUCAUGGAAAGGAUUGCCAUCUCAAAUUCGUUUUGUGUGAAAUUUUCUGACGUGUGAAACUAUCUAGAUCAAAUUCUUAAGUACAUUUUAUUAAUAUAUAAUGUAGAUCUAAUAUUUUUUAUCAAGAGCUCUUUAUCUAAGUCAUCCAAGCUUCAUUUCAUCAAAUUCAAAUCGAUCAAGUUGAGUUACUGUUAGACUUACUGUGCAUCGAAUUCGAUUGAGAUUCUCAUCAGAUUCAGCAUUGCCAUUGAAAAUGAUUGAUGAUAUUCGGACUGUCUCAUGUGUUUGUGUUUUCAAGUAUUGUUACAAAUACAAUUGUAGUUUCAACGAAAUAAAUUUGGACACUUGUAGGCGUAGACUCGAUCUAGAUUAGAUUCGAGAUCUAAAGUCUAUAUAGAUCUAGGUCUAGGAGAUGAUCCCAAGAAUUCUGACUAUAGAAAUGUGAUUCCUUUUCGCUAAGGAUGUUGGAUAUUAAGAUUAAUAUGCUUGCAAAUCCUAGAUGAUUUAGAUGAGGAAUAUAGACAAGAUCUAGACUAGCUUCAGAGGAAAAGGACAUUUAAUGAUUUAUCAUAAUUCAUAAUUAUGGUUAAAAUCCAGAUAGUCUUAUACUACUUAUAGAUCUAGUGUUAAUUAGACCUUUAUUCCUUUAUUUACUAGACCUAUAUUGCCUAUAUUCUAUAUCUUGAUCUAGAGUAAAGCGUUGGACGGGCAGUCCUGUUCUGCAUACUGUGUCCACACGCUCUUGAUCAGCUUACCGGUUUACCUUAUUAGUCUACUAAAUGUUCCUUAGUUGAAAGUUUACAAAAACACUUGUCUAAUGGAAGCAAUACUAGAUCUAGUGUGUAUAUAAUUUAUCAAACCACCAGAUACAAUAAAAACUAACAGUUAAUUACUUGCACUGAGCUUGUUAGAAGAGUGGACUUAUGCUAGAUUAUGGUCUCAAAGAACCCCACCCCCCAUUGUUUCAUUGAGCUUGUUAGAAGAAUGGAGAUGUUCUGAGUGGGCAAGACUGAAACCACCCUAUUGUUUCUCCUUCACUUCCUCUCAUUCUAAAUUUUUCUCGUAGCAAAGGAAUUUUAAAUUUCUAGUGUGGCCACCUACAGGUAAAACUUUUGUCUUAAAAACCUUGGUGUGACAUCAGUUACAGACGAGAAUGUAGUGUGUGGGAAUGGUGUCAAUGGCCUUUUCUAUCUUUUUGACCUCAUAUUUAAUUUUAAAUAAGUGUAGUAAUACAUUAAUUCAUCUAUUUUUAUACACAAAAGGAUGAGGGAUUCAUUGAUACUAUCAGUUUUCUCUUAUUAGGGUUGGUCGUUACAGAGCUAUAAACAUUGAAACGUGAAAAUGGCUGGUUUGAUUAACUUUAAUUGGUGUUACGUAAGAAGAGUUCACAUUUCCCCUUUAAUUCUAUACCAAAUAAGACAAUUUAUGAUAACAAACGUUAUUGAAUUAUUGAAGUUCAAUCAUAAUUAGGGAGUGAACUAUAAAUGGACAAAAUAAAUAAUUCCGUGGGAACAUGGAAAUUAAUUACGGAGAGGAGUUAAUUUGUUUGAGACCCACGCUUUACUCUAGAUUCUGAUUCUCUUUUACAUUAGAAAAAAAAAUUAUGUUCACUAUUAUCUCUAGCUAGCUUUAUUUAUAAUCGAUAUAUAAAAGUAACUGGAUUCAUAAUAUUUGUAAAUAUGUGAUGUCUGUUGGUGAUUUUUAUACAUAAUAAAAUAAAAACAAAAACAAAAGUGUGUUCAAGUAUAUUUGUUCAUAGAAUCUAGAUCUAUUGUCAUUCUUGUAUUUAUAUUCACAGGUUGAAAGUAUUCUUCAUAGCUAGAUCUAAAGAUCUAGAAAAAGUUUGACAAGCUUUACAAACAUCCUUCACCAGUUUGCACAUGCAUUUGCCAAUAAAAAAUCUCGAAUGGAAGAAAGGUCAUUCGAUAAAAAUUUAGCUGGUUACUUAGCAUGCAUUAAAAAUGAUAUAUUAUAAUACAAUUACUUCAAUUAGAUUAACAAGCUAAAUUUUAUUUGUCCACAUCUAAUUGCAAUACACCUAGAUCUAGAUAUCUACAUGCUUAGGUCUUAACUAAUAAACUUUGUCAAUUUGUCUCUUACAUAAGCCCUUUUUUCAAGCAUUAAAAACAACUGGAUGUUGAGCCUAUUCCUAAAGUACAAAUGUCCUGACAGACAUGCAGCUUCGUUGGAUUGAUUAAGCAAACUCGGGUACCAGUAUAAUAGAAAUUAAAACUGGUAUGUCUUGCUUAUUGUGACACCAGCAAUAAUUUCAAUUUUUGAAAACUAAAAUUAGUUCUUUAUUUUGGUAGGUUUCUGAAUUUUUCGGAUUAAAAAAAUUCUUUUUAGUAUGGUAUAUGAUUUACCUAUUUUUGGAACAUUUAACCUGCAAAGUUAAUGUACAGUUCUAUUCAAGAUGAACCUUAACAGCUCAUCUUUUCAAGCAAUUGCUUUUUUUUUUUGGGUUAAGAACAUGUUAAGUUGUUCCUUUCAGCACACAGUGUAUAUCUUAUAUUUACAAAUUGUAAAAAGUGCCUCUCUUAUAAAAUUUUCUAUUAUUAUUAUUACCGAUUAUAAUAUGGGUACCAUCAAAUGACUUACCUGUAUCAUUAGGGAUGGUAAUUUUUAAAUAUAUCUAGAUUUCUAGCAGUUAUUUUCUUAUCCUUUCCUAGCAACAUGACUCCUUUCAAGAUUUUUGCCUUUAACCUUUAGGUUGUUCUACAGCUCAAGUCAGUGACAUGGAUGUCUAGUUGGAUGAGAAUGUAUUUUGCUUUUGAAUUUGAAAAGAUAUCUAAAGAUGACGGUGGUGUCUCUGUGAUCUACCAAUUAAAAACUUGCUGUUCAGGCUUGAUUUUAAUUAGAAUCCAUAGAAACUAAUUCUAGGCUAUAUCUUUCUAGAUGUUUAUCUAAAAUGUAAAUUUGAAAGAAAAUAUUCUUAUCACAACUUUGGUAUUUUUUUUUUUGUCAAAAAUUUCUUAGGAACUUUAUCUUAAAUGAGUUGCAAUUUUAUGUUCUACAGUUUCAACACCUGCAUAAAGAUUGUUAUAGCCUGUUGCAAUGGAUUAAUUUUUUGGCGUCCUAAUGAGGCAAUUUAUAGGGGUUGUGCAAGAUUGUAAGUUUUUGUGUUGAACAUAAUCAAAGUUGCUGUACCGGUACCUCAGAUAAUUUAAUCUAAGUCUUUCAAUCAACAUGCUCCAACACAUUCUUAAUGUAGUGUAGUGAGAUAAGUACCGUAUUCUGUAAAAAGAAACAUUUUCAUAAGUAUUUCAAUUAAGUUUUAAAGUCAGACUUGAUGUUUUAAAAACAAUAUUGCUUACUGGUUUAACAUUUUCUAUUCUUUAAAAUUCUUUACACAAAAAGUUUACGGGUACAAUUCUUCAAGUGGACUCAAAACUAAAUAGCCUACACAGUGGAUGCCAGCAGUCAUCAAUUCUACCACCUGUAAUAUAGAAAAGGACCUCCUGCUCUUGUCAUAUGCUGUUAGUGGUUUGUGUAUUUAUAAUACAUACAUUUUAUUCAUCAGUUUAUAUGAAAUGGCAUCAUGUCUAAAAAGCACUUAGUAUUACAAUUCUAUUACAGAAUUGUUUUAGGCAAAACAACUCUUAAAAUUUGCUCUUUAAAAAAUGACUUAAUAGUAGGCCUACUAAUGCUGCUGAAGACUGCCAUGUGGAGAAGUGUAAUCUAGAACAAAUGUACAUUCGAUAUGUUAUCAAGAAAAACAAUAUUGAGAGGAUCAACGUUUAAGUCGGACCCUAAGACUUUACAAUUAGCUCAAUGCUCUUUAAUUAUUUUUGAAUGGUACCUUGGAGUGUUUCAGCUUGCGCCAAUGUCUCAAGAACACAGUUGAAGUUGCCAAAAGCUUUCAAUGUUCUACAGUCUCGGUACCUUCUGUCUAAGCUAUUUGUCGCAAUGGAUUAAUUCUUCGAAGUGCUUGCGAACUACAUCUAGGGGGUGUAAAAAAAAAGUUGUAAGUUUUCUGUGUUGUAAAAAAAAUGUGGAAUCUUAAAAGAUAAGCCUAAGGAGGUCUUAUGUUUUUUCUUUUAUAGUUCAGUAUUUGAACAAGAAUAUAAAAAUAUUUCAGCUACUGCUAAUGUAUAGAAAUAAUUUUAUUUUUGUGUGUAGACUGCCAGUACGGUACCGUAUCCAGUAGUAUGUAGAAAGACAAAACUUGCUUCAGUGCAAGCUCACAAGGUCAAUUUUAUAUACCGGUUACGGUACCAGUAUUAAAAAAAAUAGGGGAGUGUCGGGUUGAGAACUGGAAUAGCAGUGUAUAUUUAGUUAUAAUAAUGCUCGUUUUUUUACUACGUGUAAUUCUACAGAAAAGUAAGGUAUUACGGUACAAUUACCCUCUUAUUUUGCUUAGUAAGAUAUUAAACAAAUUACAAAAUGCAUUACUUUUCGACAUUUUCAAAGGAGCUAAAGUCAUAAGUGUCCAGUAAAUGAAAAGAUUCUUCACAAUACAACUGCUGAGAAUCGUCAUUUAUGCGGUACCUGUUAUAAUAUAGAAUCUGCUAUAGUAGUGAGCUAUUUGUUUAUUUUUUUUGAACUUAUUAUACUUAAUGUUCAAUUUAUUGCAUUACGUACAUUUUAUACGAAUUUUAAACAUGGCCUAAAUUGUGCUGAUGUGCCAAAAAUAUUAUGACCGACAAACUGUUCAUUGCUCGGCACUUAGAUCUAAACCAGUGCUUGUUGCUACUAUUGUGCACUUAGAUUGACUUAGAUCUAACCAGUGUUAAUUGUUGUACUGCUUUGCAGUACCGCUCUGUAAGUAAAAAACUUGAUCAACACAAAAAGGUUUUUUUUAAAUCUCAAGUAGGUGUGAUAGGAACUGAUGGAGGCUACACGAUGAUCAUCUAAACAUAGGACGGCAAGAACAGUUGAAAAGAGAUGAUUAAUAAUCCAGCAUUUAAGCUGUACAAGUUGAUUCUACCUUUUAUAGCUACACAGGUCGGCCUUGUAUGGAAAUACGUUUUCAGAAUAAUUUAACAAAUGUUAUUAUCCGAUACCAUCAUUCAUUGCAGAA